UGAAUGUUUGAACUCAGGAGACUUUAUUGAAGACAAUAGUUGAAGGUUAUGAGCAUUGGUAGGGGACAUGAAUAAGUUUUGACUUGUGUUUUCCGACGGUCCCUGAACGGCCCUUGAAGGCAGCAGCAGCAGCCUGGUCUGGUCUGGAUCGGGUCUGGACUCUGGAAGCUGGACUACGUCAACAGGAGGAGAGGAGACCGUCCCAGCCCUUCAGAGAGAGGACGCACACAAAACGUCCUCCAGAUGUCCACACGAGGAAAACAGUUUGUGCGUCUUUGAGCGUCUUUUUUUGGAGCGUCUUUUUUUUUGGAACGUUCUUUUUUUUGGAACGUUCUUUUUUGGAGUGUUCUUUUUUGGAACGUUCUUUUCUGGAACGUUCUUUUUUUAAAGCGUCUUUUUUUGGAGCGUCUUUUUUGGACAUGUUGGAUAAAGGCGCACUGAAGAAGAUGCGACUCUAAAAAUUUUUUUUUAAAAAGUAGCUUUUUUCACACUUUGGUCUUAUUUCUAGCUGAAGAUAUGUUGGCGAGAAAAAGCAUCAUCCCGGAGGAGUUCGGUCUGCCGGGCCUCGCCUCCCGCAUGCCCCGCAAACCGGUGUUCAGGGACCGGGUUAACAAGGCGCGCUUCAUCGCCAAAAAUGGCUCGUGCAACCUGGCGCACAAGAACAUCCGCGAGCAGGGCCGCUUCCUGCAGGACGUGUUCACCACGCUGGUGGACCUCAAGUGGCGCUUCACACUGGUCAUCUUCACCACGACCUUCGUCAGCAGCUGGCUGCUGUUCGCCAUGAGCUGGUGGCUGGUGGCCUUUGCGCACGGAGACCUGGGACCGGAGAACCUCAACGAGACGCACUGCGUCACUGAAGUCAAGUCGUUCACGUCUGCCUUCCUGUUCUCCAUCGAGGUUCAGGUGACCAUCGGCUUCGGAGGACGAAUGAUAACUGAACACUGUCCGACCGCCAUCACCGUCCUCAUCAUGCAGAACAUCAUAGGACUCAUCAUCAACGCUGUCAUGCUGGGUUGUAUCUUCAUGAAGACGGCUCAGUCAAACCGGCGAGCGGAGACGUUGAUCUUCAGCCGUCACGCCGUGAUCGCUGUCAGAAACAACUGUCUGUGUUUCAUGAUUCGUAUCGGGGAUCUGAGGAAGAGCAUGAUUAUAGGAGCCACCGUCAGGUUACAGGUGGUGAGGAAGACGACAACACCAGAGGGGGAGGUGAUCCCCAUCCAUCAGAUCGACGUCCAGACGGAGACCGCCGUGGCCACCAACAGCCUGUUCCUCCUCGCGCCGCUCAUCAUCUGCCACAUCAUCGACAAAGACAGCCCGCUGUACGACCUGUCGGCCAUGGAGCUGCAGUGCAGCGACCUGGAGGUGAUCGUCAUCCUGGAGGGCGUCGUGGAAACGACGGGGAUCACCACGCAGGCCCGGACCUCCUACGUCGCCGAGGAGAUCCAGUGGGGUCACCGCUUCGUUCCCAUAGUGACGGAGGAGGAUGGCGUGUACUCGGUGGACUACUCCAAGUUUGGUAACACAGUCAAGGUAGCGACGCCGCCAUGCAGCGCCAGAGAACUGGACGAGAAGCCGUCCAUCUUAAUCCAGACUCUCCAGAAGAGCGAGCUGUCGCACCAGAACUCGCUGCGUAAGCGAAACUCCAUGAGACGCAACAACUCCAUGCGUAACGGCGCAGGAAGCAGCGGCAAUCUGCGCAGGAACAACUCGGGGCUUGCCGCGCCCAAAGUUCAGUUCUUCACCCCGACCGACGGAGGCCAGAACCUGAACGCCGUCACCUGACAUGAGGCCUGCCUCCUGCUGGCCGCCCUGCUCCUCCUGGUGGCGAGGAGGAUUGUGGGUGUUGGUGUUUCUCCUGCUCUGAUGGGACUCGUUCUUUUCCUGUUCCCUGCCUUAUCUGGACUCCCAGCACUUCUGAUGUUACCUCAUGUUCACGUGCAUGGAGGGAUCUAGCUCCUAUUUUAUAAAUGAACUCUUCAAAUCAUUGCAGUUCAUUUCUCUGCACCGAUAGAGCCGCCACAAACCAAUCAAUUAUUAAUAAUUAUUACAUUUUUCUCUUCAUUAUCAUUAAAGCAAUAAUUUCAAACAUUGGGCCUUUAUGCCUACCGAAUUUUACCGACAUGAGGGAGAUAUAUUUUCUUUAUGAUUAAAGUCACAGUUUAACUACUAGUAGUGGUAACUAGUGGUCAUCAAUCACUGUACUGUACAUGUGUGUUUUCACUUUAUAUUGACUUGUGUGUUAUUUGAGAAUAAAUGCACUUCAUCUGAA
Sebastes umbrosus (honeycomb rockfish) is the source of this 2269-nucleotide messenger RNA. It is a transcript of the gene kcnj8, whose product is annotated as potassium inwardly rectifying channel subfamily J member 8. NCBI's taxonomy places the organism in Eukaryota, Metazoa, Chordata, Actinopteri, Perciformes, Sebastidae. The transcript has 6 exons. Gene Ontology annotation, cellular component: plasma membrane. The record is from RefSeq and is a predicted model, not a curated record. Gene Ontology annotation, biological process: regulation of monoatomic ion transmembrane transport; potassium ion import across plasma membrane. Bases 517 to 1782 code for a protein of 421 amino acids. Gene Ontology annotation, molecular function: ATP-activated inward rectifier potassium channel activity.